This is a messenger RNA of Nematocida parisii ERTm1, 1346 nucleotides long. RefSeq lists its product as uncharacterized. The record is from RefSeq and is a predicted model, not a curated record. Bases 1 to 1152 code for a protein of 383 amino acids. The transcript has a single exon. Lineage: Eukaryota; Fungi; Microsporidia.
AUGGAAUGCCAGCAGACACACAGCACGCCAGACACGGUGCACUUUGCCUGUGAUGAUGUAAAUAGUAAGCCUACAAGAGAAUAUUUGUACAAUGGAGAGACUGUCUGUGUAGAAGGAGUAUUUGAUGGUGUAAAACUAUCACUGUAUAAUGAGAUAAACCCUAACCCAAAAUCACCUAAGAAAGACUCUCGCACGGAUUUAGACAGUCUCAACCCAGAAUGUUCUCCCGUGGAGGAUAAUGGGCCUCAGGUGUGUAAUACUGCUCUGGACCCACAUAAUAUAAAUUAUGAAGAAAGUAGUAGUAAUAUAAAUUUACAGUCUAUUGAAGGACAAGUAUGCUCUGGGUAUGAGUAUAUUACUGGGAAUAGGCCGUAUUGUAUUCCGUGCUCUGUGGUUGCAGUUAAAUUUGAAUAUUUAGAAUUUUCAAAGAGCAUUGAGUGCCCUGAGAGUUAUUGUCUCUCGAAUGUGAUAAACAAUGCGGAAGAAGUUGUUCUUAAAAGUGAAAUAUUUUCUGUGGUGCCUCCAUUCCAAUUAAUUGAAAAAAUCCAAGGAAAUUAUAUUUUAGUCACUGCAGUUCCUGAUGGAGCACUUUGUUCCUCUUCUUCUGAUAUCCCUGUUAUUUCUAUAAAUGGGAGAAGAAUGGUGCAUAAAGAAAAUGGUGUGUAUAAGAUCAAACUAUUAAAAAUAAGUGAUUGGAGUGUGCCCAUAUACAUAUCUGCUGAUUUUGGGCAGAUUCAUUAUACAAGAAAGUCCUCUCUAGUACUCCCGAAUGACUUUAUGUAUUCAAUAGGGCUUAAGCGGAUAAAGGAGAAGUUCUUUAUUAAACUAACUCUGUGCAGAACCCUGGCUAAUUCAUAUAAAAUCAUCAUUAUGAACCCAUUAAUGGGAGAUGAGUAUAGUGAGCCUGUGGAAACCCUCCAUACAAACUCAUUAGAAGAUGCGCUUGAUGUGGAAAUGUUAGAUGAACAGUCCAUAGAUAUUUCUGUGCAGGAUUUAUUAGUGGGUGCACUAAAACAUGAAACUAUAAUUGACUCUCCAGAUACAGUCACUGAAAUACUCCUGCAAAUACAGAAAAAGAGUUCUUUAAAAAGAAACCAUCUUUUUUCAGCCAAAGUAAAUGAUUUUCCGAUUGAGUUCUUCAUCAAGAUAUAACCCGAAUACCCUCUAAUACUGAAAUAUACUUACAUAACCAGAAUAUAUUUCAUAUUUAUUAGGUAUUCUACCACUGUAAAUAUAAAUAACCCGAAUAAAAACUUAUUACACCCAGAAAUAACCAGAUCUAGCCCGAAUUUCAAUCUUUUACCCCAUAUAAUUUCUACUGUACGUAAUAAAGUAUACUAAACUAC